Molecule: messenger RNA, 2855 nt
Organism: Cuscuta europaea
Lineage: Eukaryota; Viridiplantae; Streptophyta; Magnoliopsida; Solanales; Convolvulaceae
Source: the annotation of a GenBank genome assembly
CACAAGCGGGGUGGAUUCACUUAGUAAAGUCACUAGACGAGUCUGAAUAUCUAUAAGCCAAUUUUUCAUAAAUACGACUCCGUUUGAUCAAUGAAAUUUGCUUGAUUUUGUUGAAAUUUAUAGAUUUAUUAGUGAAAUUUAUGUUUUUUUUGGCCUAACAUUGCCUUUUUAAUUUAAUUGCCGAUAACUACAUUUACGAUUCAAUUAUAAUCCUCCGGUAUGAUCGAAGUUUUCCUCCCGAUUAGCGAUCGGAUCUGUACUGAGAAUCCAAGGUGGGGUUUUUUAGGAGGAGAAUGGGCAACAGUAGAGGAGGCCCCCCUACUUCCAUAUCAAUGGCGUUUUCUGUGGAUGGUUUUGUGAGGGUGGGGUUUUGCCUUUUGUGGGAAAGGGUGGGGCUUUUGCACACAAUUUGAGGGUACACAUCACUCUCCCUGCUAUAACCCCCACAACUCAUUAUUCAUUAUUGCACUGCAAAAUAAAAGAUUUUUAAUGAAAAAAGAAUCGAAAUGAUGUAAAGAGGAGCAUCCCCUUUCCCUCUCUCUUAACACUUUCUCCCUCAAAAAGCUCACUUGCUUGGUUGGACCUCUGCGCUUCUUUAGCCGUGUGUAUUUCUACAAAGAUUGAGAGAUUGCUUUCUUUGUAAAACAAAAUCUCUGGGGUUUUGCAUGAAAUGUGAUUCUUUGAUUUGUGCUGUAUAGCGAGAGAGAGAGAGAUAGAGAUAGAGAGAGAGAGAGGGAGGAAGGGGGAGAAAGAUGCCCAGACCAGGACCUAGACCGUACGAGUGUGUUAGAAGAGCGUGGCAUAGUGAAGAUAGGCACCGACCCAUGAGAGGUUCAAUCAUACAAAAGAUUUUCAGGUAAUGGGCCUUCGUUUCUUGUUUUUUGUUUUGAUGCUUUUAGGGUUGUGUUUCUAAUGCCGACCAACUGUUUGAUCAGAUGUGUACACGAGAGACACAGCACUGUUACUAAGAAGAAAUCUGAGUGGCAACUAAAGGUUCCAACUGUUGUCUUCAAAGCUGAGGAAAUAAUGUACUCCAAAGCUAAUUCUGAGGCUGAAUAUAUGGAUCCUGAAACACUCUGGGAUAGGGCUAAUGAUGCUAUUGAUGUGAUCAUUCGGAGGGAUGAGAGUACAGAGACUGGGCCGCUUUUACCUCCUUGUGUUGAAGCUGCUCUACUUCUUGGCUGUGUUGCUGAAAGGACAUCUCGGAGUGAACGAAACAGUAAACCCAGAAAUUACUUACCCGCAAGUACUCAAGAGUUUCGCCCUAUGUCUCCCAAAGUGACCAAUCAAAGAACAAAUGAUCAUAACUCAAACUCCCUGUCUCCCAGUUCUGCAAGCCGCCCUACCUUUGGAAGACCUGCACUUAAGAAUUUGGUCACUUUGGCUUCAGAGUCAAACAAACCAGGACUACCUAAUACGUUAACUAUGGGUGCAGUGUAUCCUUUGUAUGAAGGCGCUGACUUCCCUCCUAGAGCCUCACCCUCGAGCUUUAAUGGGCCUAAAACCCCUCAAAGCAAUAUGAUUAGCGGCAGACCAAUUUAUCCAGAAGUCAACCAUUUCCAGAGUUUUCCCUCUAAACCUGUUGGAAAUGGUGCUCAAAAUGAAAAAACAGUCCUCAGUGGUGCUCCCCAGGAAGAAUGUGAUUUGUCUUUGAGGUUGGGUCAGUCUUUAGACUGUGGUUUGCAUUUGGGGAACACUUCAGUUGGGCCAACUGAUGAUCCCAAUGAAAGAGGCAAGUCCAAGGUUAUAUCUGCUGCUAAUGAAAGAAAAUGUUGCUUCUUUAGAGCCGAAUCUACAAAGGAGCCUUCUAGAUUCUCUAUGAGCUGGUGGGACCCUGAGGUAGAAGGUAGAGAUGUGGGUUUGAUUUCCAGGAAGCGUAAAGAAGCUCCCACUUCGAGUCAUUUCACUGGUCAACUGAAAAGACCAGGUUUGUAAACAAUCAACAUGUAUGUUGUAUUAUAAAGUUUUGAGGAAGAAUUUUUUUUGGGUGGCCCCCAAUGCUUUCAUCCAAGUUCUGCACAUGAUGUUAGCAAGGAGAAAGCAAUAGUACUAGAUGAGAACAUAUGCUGGAAAGAAGAUACUUCUUAACACAUUAGGGCCAGUUCGGAUCAAGGGGUUUUGGAAGGAAAGACUUGGAUGGCUGUCUCUGUCUUGAAAAAUACGAGGGAUUGGACUCUACACCCCAUUUUUCAUCGAAAGUUGGGUUUGCACCCCAUUUUCAAAAUCAAUAAUAUUUGCACCCUAAAGUGGAAAAAGCGGUUUAAAAUGGGGCAGACUCCAAUUUGAAAGAAAAAAGGGGUGUAAACUCUUACGGAGUAUCUUUAGAGUGCAGCUAUUGAUGAUUUUGAACACAUGUGCGGACUCAAAAUUUGAUGAAAAUAUGAGGUGUGAACUGACUGAACUCCAAUUACCCUGCACAUAAUUUUUCUGAAAUAAAUAGAUGGUGAGUGAAGUGUUUGAUCACAUAUGUGUUACUCUUUCACUAUUUAUAAAAUCUCAAAUAUGUGCCAAGAUAUAAGCCCUUACCUCUCCAAAAUCCUCUAUGGCCCCAUCCAAGCUGACCCUCAGUCCACUAACUUAUUACACUCUAUUGAUUGAGGAUGUCCUUCACCAUUGUUUUACAAGUCCGGUGUCAUGAUGUUCUAUAGAUUACCAAACAUUUCUUGUUAAUGUAAAGUAUUGUAUUAGAGCAUUGUGAAGUAAUUACAUAUUACAUGUAGAACAUUUGAAGUGGGUUUCAGUGCCAGCCAGCCAGGUUUCUAUAACCAAUUAGUUUACUGUGUUUGUACCUUUCAAGUUCUUCUCAUAGUCUCAUUAACACAGCAGGAAGGAUUGUUUUAUUCUAAUUUAUCUUU